Messenger RNA from Talpa occidentalis (Iberian mole), 3016 nucleotides. It is a transcript of the gene KIF4A, whose product is annotated as kinesin family member 4A. Bases 164 to 2455 code for a protein of 763 amino acids. NCBI's taxonomy places the organism in Eukaryota, Metazoa, Chordata, Mammalia, Eulipotyphla, Talpidae. The transcript has 20 exons. Gene Ontology annotation, molecular function: microtubule motor activity; ATP binding; microtubule binding. The record is from RefSeq and is a predicted model, not a curated record. Gene Ontology annotation, biological process: microtubule-based movement; mitotic spindle organization.
CGCCUCUGUAGACGAACGUGCUCCGCCCUGCGGUUUUCUGCGCUCUGAUUGGCUGGCGCCUCUAGUAACGGUUUGAAACUUGGCGGUUAAGUCUUCGGUUGGGAGAGGGCGGCUGGAGACCUGGGAAGGGACGUUUAGUUUGAGACGGUGCUGAGAUAGCAUCAUGAAGGAAGAGGUGAAGGGAAUUCCCGUCAGAGUGGCGCUGCGGUGUCGCCCUCUAGUCCCUAAAGAGAUUAGCGAGGGCUGCCAGAUGUGCCUUUCCUUCGUGCCGGGGGAACCUCAGGUUGUGGUUGGUACUGACAAAUCCUUCACCUAUGAUUUCGUGUUUGACCCCUCAACUGAACAAGAGGAAGUCUUCAAUACAGCAGUAGCACCACUUAUUAAAGGAAUAUUUAAAGGAUACAAUGCUACUGUCCUGGCCUAUGGGCAGACUGGCUCUGGAAAAACCUAUUCAAUGGGAGGUACAUACACUGCAGAGCAAGAGAAUGAACCAACAGUUGGGGUCAUUCCUAGGGUAAUACAGUUUCUCUUCAAAGAAAUUGAUAAAAAGAAUGACUUCGAAUUUACUCUGAAAGUGUCAUACUUAGAGAUUUACAAUGAAGAAAUCUUGGAUCUUCUAUGUCCAUCUCGUGACAAAGCCUCUCAAAUAAAUAUACGGGAGGAUCCUAAGGAAGGCAUAAAGAUUGUAGGACUCACCGAGAAGACUGUUUUGGUUGCUCUGGAUACUGUUUCCUGUUUAGAGCAGGGCAACAACUGUAGGACCGUGGGCUCCACAGCUAUGAACUCUAAGUCAUCUCGAUCUCAUGCCAUCUUUACAAUCUCCAUAGAGCAAAGAAAGAAAAAUGACAAAAAUAGCAGCUUUCACUCCAAGCUGCAUCUUGUAGACCUUGCUGGAUCAGAAAGACAGAAGAAAACCAAGGCUGAAGGGGACCGUCUGAAAGAGGGUAUUAAUAUUAACAGAGGCCUCCUAUGCUUGGGAAAUGUUAUCAGUGCUCUUGGAGAUGACAAAAAGGGUGGCUUUGUGCCCUACAGAGAUUCCAAGUUGACUCGACUGCUUCAAGAUUCUCUAGGAGGAAAUAGCCAUACACUUAUGAUAGCCUGUGUGAGUCCUGCUGACUCCAAUCUAGAGGAAACAUUAAAUACUCUUCGCUAUGCUGACAGAGCAAGAAAAAUUAAGAACAAACCUAUUGUUAAUAUUGAUCCACAGACAGCUGAACUUAAUCAUCUGAAGCAACAGGUACAACAGCUACAGGUCUUGUUGCUACAAGCCCAUGGAGGUACCCUGCCUGGAACUAUAAAGAUUGAUGAAACUGUUGCUUGCAUAACUACAGCCAUUGAUACUGCAGUGGAACCAGAUGCGCAAGCAGAAACUAGUCCAGAGACCAGCAGGUCUUCUGAUGUUUUCACCACUCAGCAUGCUCUACGUCAAGCUCAGAUGUCUAAGGAGUUGGUUGAGUUGAAUAAAGCCCUUGCUCUGAAAGAGGCCCUAGCCAGGAAGAUGACUCAGAAUGACAGCCAACUACAGCCAAUUCAGUUCCAGUACCAGGAUAACAUAAAAAAUCUAGAAUUGGAAGUUAUCAAUCUGCAAAAGGAAAAGGAAGAAUUGGUUCUUGAACUUCAGACAGCAAAGAAGGAUGUCAACCAAGCCAAGUUGAGUGAACGUCGUCGCAAACGUCUUCAGGAGCUAGAGGGUCAAAUAACUGAUCUGAAGAAAAAACUGAAUGAACAGUCCAAACUUCUGAAGCUGAAAGAAUCCACAGAGCAUACUGUCUCCAAACUGAACCAGGAGAUACGGGUGAUGAAAAGCCAGCGGGUACAGUUAAUGCGUCAGAUGAAAGAGGAUGCUGAGAAGUUUAGACAGUGGAAGCAACAAAAAGACAAAGAAGUAAUUCAGUUAAAAGAACGAGACCGUAAGAGGCAAUAUGAACUGCUCAAACUUGAAAGAAACUUCCAGAAACAGUCUAAUGUGCUCAGACGUAAAACUGAGGAGGCAGCAGCUGCCAAUAAGCGUCUCAAGGAUGCUCUCCAAAAACAACGGGAAGUUGCAGAUAAACGGAAAGAAACUCAGAGCCGUGGAAUGGACGGCACUGCAGCUCGAGUGAAGUAUGCCUUUCUGCUUGAUUCUCAGGAUAGUCUGGGCACUGUUGAGCGGACCCAGGAUUCAGAAGGGUCCUUCAAACUGGAGGAUCCCACUGAGGUGACCCCAGGAUUAAGCUUCUUCAACCCUGUCUGUGCUACUCCCAAUAGCAAGAUCCUGAAGGAGAUGUGUGAUGUGGAGCAGGUGCUGUUAAAGAAGACAGCUUCAACUGCCUCCUCCCUUGGCUUCCCAGAAUCAAAACAUACAGCAACAGAGUUCCAAGAAAAUAAAGCUCCCGGGAAGAAAAAGAAACGAGCUUUGGCCAGCAAUACCAGCUUCUUCUCUGGCUGCUCUCCUAUUGAAGAAGAGGCCCACUAAAAAUGAACUUGUCUUCUCUGUCGCAGUUUGGCUUGAGAGAGCCUUUCAGGCUGCAGCCAGAGUGGUUUUUUGAUUUACAGUUUCUUGCUGUUUCACAAAGGGACCACAUAUUACUGAAAGAGGAAACCUAUUGGAUGUUGGCAGUCAGUCUCCAGCACCUCAGCCCCAGACUACUACUCUUCUCCAGAUAGGUGCUAAGCUUUUCUCCAGAAAGGUGCUAAGCUACUUGCUGAAGAGAGAACCAACUGACCUUUCCAGUGACUCACCAAGAACCAGUCCCCAGUAUAGUCUAGCUCUUUCUUAUUUGUGAGCAGUUAGGACUGUCUCCAGAUGGGUAUGCGGCUGAGGCUGUAUUAUUCCUAGGUUGUCUCACCUUAAUGGUGGAGCUUGGCCUAGGAUAGAGGCCUGGAACCCAUCCUUCACCCCAUCUCAGCAAUGAGGUUGGGAUUUUGGGGUUGACCAUUUUGGGGAUGUAAAUGUUUUAUCUAUACCCUCAGUUGUCUUCUGUGUUGCUGAGGUAAAUGAAAUCUUUUAAAAUGUAAGUAAAUAAAUUCUAGUUCA